GUUACCGGGAGGAGCGGCGGCAGAGCGAUGUGGAGCUCGGCAGGAUGUCUUCCACCUCCUCCUGGUCCCGGAGCCUCAGCCUCCUGCAGCUCUUCCUCCUCUUCCUCCUUCUGCAGCUCUUCCUCCCUCCCUGCCUCCCCCACCCGCAGCCGUGCCUCCUCCUGCAGCGGAUCGGGCACAAGGUGCGGGUCGGGGCACUUCUCCCGGCGCAGCGGGGGGUCCGGGUCCGAGUCCAGGCGGCGCUCAACCGGGCGGUGGAGGAGAGGGACAACCGGGAGAACCGGGACCCGGAGAGGGAGAAGGACCGGGACCCGGAGAUGAGGACAAACUUCUUUCUCCCGUACAACUUGAGUCUGGAGCUGGUGUCCCGGCAGCCGGCGGCGGCGGACCCGGACUCGGUGCUCCGGUGCGGGUGUGCGGGUCUCGGGGCGUCGGGGGUCUCCGCGGUGCUCGCGUUCCCGCAGAACCGAGAGGAGCUGCUGCAACUGGACCUCAUGUCCUCAUUCAUGGAGAUCCCGUUCAUCAGCGUCCUGGAGCAGGGAGAGCCUGUCCAAACACAG
This is a messenger RNA of Gymnodraco acuticeps, 560 nucleotides long. Its product is annotated as glutamate receptor ionotropic, NMDA 3B-like. Lineage: Eukaryota; Metazoa; Chordata; Actinopteri; Perciformes; Bathydraconidae. The record is from RefSeq and is a predicted model, not a curated record.